Heterocephalus glaber (naked mole-rat) is the source of this 6344-nucleotide messenger RNA. RefSeq names its product erythrocyte membrane protein band 4.1 (gene Epb41). Gene Ontology annotation, molecular function: actin binding; structural molecule activity. The record is from RefSeq and is a predicted model, not a curated record. Lineage: Eukaryota; Metazoa; Chordata; Mammalia; Rodentia; Bathyergidae. Gene Ontology annotation, biological process: actomyosin structure organization; cortical actin cytoskeleton organization. Gene Ontology annotation, cellular component: plasma membrane; cytoskeleton.
GAGGAAAGGCGGGAGGGCGCGCGCCAGGGCUGCUAGCUCGCUGGCUCCCUCUCUCUCUCUCUGCCAGUGUGUUUAGUCAGUCAGCCAGCAGCUGGCGGGCCUGCGAGCCGCAGAGGGCCCGAGCCUCGGACUCCGGCGCCGCCUCCUGCCAUUGUUCAUCCGGCUGUAGCAGCGACCGGGGCAGGAGCCCGGGCCCGGGAGCUACCGCAAAAUCAUGACAACAGAGAAGAGUUUAGUGGUUGAGGCUGAAAAUUCUCAGCAUCAACAGCAGAAGGAGGAAAGUGAAGGAGCCACAAACUCAGGUCAACAAGAAACUCAGCCAGAAGAGGGUUCCCAAGCAGCAGCUGAGGGAGAGAAUCAGUGUGAGCAGAAGCUGAAAGCAUCCAAUGGAGACACUCCUGCACAUGAAGAUUUGACCAAGAACAAGGAGCGGACAUCAGAAAGCAGGGGCCUGUCUCGACUGCUCUCCUCAUUUCUCAAAAGGCCCAAAUCUCAGGUCACUGAGGAAGAAGGCAAAGAGGUAGAGUCAGAUAAAGAAAAAGGUGAAAGAGGGCAGAAAGAGAUAGAAUUUGGAACCAGCCUUGAUGAAGAGAUCAUUUUAAAGGCCCCAAUUGCAGCUCCUGAACCUGAGCUCAAAACAGACCCAUCCUUGGAUCUUCAUUCAUUAAGCAGUGCAGAAACACAGCCAGCUCAGGAAGAACAUAGAGAAGAUCCAGAUUUUGAAACUAAGGAAGAAGAAGGAAUUGAAAAGUGCUCCAAAACAGAAGUAAAAGAAGAUCCUGAAUCAAAAGCAGAAAGAGAUUUAAAAGCUUCCCAGAAAUCUGUCAGAAGACACAGAAACAUGCACUGCAAGGUCUCAUUGCUGGAUGACACAGUUUAUGAAUGUGUUGUAGAGAAGCAUGCUAAGGGACAAGAUUUGCUUAAACGAGUAUGUGAGCACCUCAAUCUUUUGGAAGAAGACUACUUUGGUCUAGCCAUUUGGGAUAACACAACCUCUAAGACAUGGCUGGAUUCUGCCAAAGAAAUAAAAAAGCAGGUUCGAGGCAUCCCUUGGAAUUUCACAUUUAAUGUAAAGUUUUAUCCACCUGACCCAGCACAGUUAACCGAAGACAUAACAAGAUACUAUUUAUGUCUUCAGCUUCGGCAGGACAUCGUUGCAGGACGUCUGCCCUGUUCCUUUGCAACCUUGGCAUUAUUAGGUUCUUACACCAUCCAGUCUGAGCUGGGAGACUAUGACCCAGAACUCCAUGGCGUGGAUUAUGUUAAUGAUUUUAAACUGGCCCCAAAUCAGACCAAGGAACUUGAAGAAAAGGUCAUGGAGCUGCAUAAAUCAUACAGGUCUAUGACUCCAGCUCAGGCUGACUUGGAAUUUCUGGAGAAUGCCAAAAAGUUGUCUAUGUAUGGAGUUGAUCUUCAUAAAGCAAAGGACUUGGAGGGAGUGGAUAUCAUCCUAGGUGUCUGCUCUAGUGGCCUUUUGGUUUACAAAGAUAAGUUGAGAAUUAACCGUUUUCCUUGGCCCAAAGUACUGAAGAUUUCUUAUAAACGUAGCAGCUUUUUCAUCAAGAUCCGGCCUGGAGAGCAAGAACAGUAUGAAAGUACCAUUGGAUUUAAACUUCCCAGUUACCGAGCAGCUAAGAAAUUAUGGAAAGUCUGUGUAGAGCAUCACACAUUUUUCAGACUGACAUCUACAGACACCAUUCCCAAAAGCAAAUUUCUCGCUCUGGGAUCCAAAUUUCGAUACAGUGGCCGGACUCAAGCUCAGACCAGGCAAGCUAGUGCUCUGAUUGACAGGCCUGCCCCACACUUUGAACGUACAGCAAGCAAACGGGCAUCCCGGAGCCUCGAUGGAGCUAAUGAUUCAGCAGACCGAAGUCCUCGGCCCACCUCUGCACCAGCCAUUGCUCAGAGUGAAGUCACAGAAGGUGGUGUCCCAGGGGCACUUGUCAAAAAAAUACAGAAGGAAACAGUGAAGGUUGAAGUGAAAAAGGAAGAAGAGCCACCUGAGCAAGCUGAACCAGAGCCCACAGAAGCAUGGAAGGUGGAAAAAACCCACAUCGAGGUCACAGUACUCACCUCAAAUGGUGACCAAACACAGAAGCUUGCAGAAAAAACUGAAGAUCUGAUAAGAAUGAGGAAGAAAAAAAGAGAGAGACUAGAUGGUGAAAACAUUUAUAUCAGACAUAGCAAUUUAAUGUUGGAGGAUUUAGACAAAAGUCAAGAAGAGAUAAAAAAGCAUCAUGCUAGCAUCAGUGAGCUGAAAAAGAACUUCAUGGAGUCUGUACCAGAACCACGGCCCAGCGAAUGGGAUAAACGCUUAUCUACUCAUUCCCCAUUCCGAACUCUUAACAUCAAUGGGCAGAUCCCCACAGGAGAAGGAGUGAAGAAAACCUCUACCCUCCCCUCGGAAAGAAAGGUUGGUGGGCCAGAGAGUAUAAAUGGCAUUCGCACAGAGGAGGUGGCUGUCAUGACAAAAGGGUCUGCUGACCCUGACUCUGAAUGGGAGGGCCCUGAGCAGUCAGUAGUUCCCAGUCAGAGGCAGAUGACCAUCCCGACGGAGUCUCCACAGAGCUUUGACUUUGGCUGCCUCUCCAUAAGCAGCAAGGAGACAGAAGAGAAGGAGCAGGGGGCAGCUGGCUGUCUUGAUAUUAAGGAGAUGCCAAGAGGCCCAAGUGGGGAAUGUGCAGGAGUGGAGGAGGCCAGUACCUUAAAGUUCUCAGUAUCACCAGCUUCCUGUCAGCUGCAGCCUGGUGAAAAAGGGGCAGACAGUAGUGAAGAACCUGUUACACCAGGAGAGCCACUUGGAAAACAAAAUGGAUCACUUCUUGACUCUCAUGUGGUUAACCGGUUCCCCACCCUCAUUCGAAGUUUCCAGCCUCCACUGGUGAAGACUCAGACUGUCACCAUCUCAGACACUGCCAAUGCUGUGAAAAGUGAGAUCCCCACCAAAGAUGUCCCUAUCGUCCACACUGAAACCAAGACCAUCACGUAUGAGGCUGCCCAGACCGAUGACAGCAACAGGGACUUGGACCCAGGAGUAUUGCUGACAGCCCAGACCAUCACAUCUGAGACCACAAGCAGCACUACCACAACUCAGAUUACCAAGACUGUUAAAGGUGGGAUUUCAGAGACCCGGAUUGAAAAGAGAAUUGUAAUUACAGGAGAUGCUGAUAUUGACCACGAUCAGGUCCUGGUACAAGCCAUCAAGGAGGCAAAGGAGCAGCACCCAGACAUGUCAGUGACCAAGGUGGUCGUCCAUCAGGAGACUGAGAUCUCUGAGGAAUGAGCUCAGGAACUAUCCUACUCCCAAUUCCCUGCCCUUCUCCCGUCCAAGAGAAACCAGCAAAAUGAUUGGGAAGCCAACCUGCAAUAGUCAGACUUUAGACUUGCAAGUUAUCCUAAACCACCAGAUAAUUAAUUUCAUUUUCUAUUUGGAGUUUAUAACAAGAGAUUCUUCUAGAUACCACCGAUCCUUUGAAGACCUUUUUCUAUAUUGUAAUACCUGAAAUUGUUCAACUUUUCACUCUAUGGACUGUUUUAAAGAAUUCUUGGGUUUUUUUACGGGGUAGUUUGUAACCCCUUCAACCUACCCUCUCCCCACUUAUUUCCAACCCAGAUACAGAUGGGGUCCACAGAAUUCUGCAGGAUCCUCCAGAGAUUCUGUCAGUUGUGUUGGAGGCCAAAAUCAGCCAUGGGACAUCCCCUCCUCCCCUAAUCUUAUACUCGUUGGAUGACAACAGAAACUUCAUGGCACAGCUUCCUCAGAACCAAUGAUGUGACUUUGCCAGAAUGUCAGGCAGGGGGACUGUCCUGAUCCACAGCUCUCGAAAAAAAAAUGUCCUGUCCUUUUGUCAGGCUGUUUUUGGUGAAGCAGAGACCUCUGCUGAGAAUGUAGUAUUGUUUUACUCCUCCCCAACCUGUUCUGUUUUGGAGCUUCUUUAGGUCAGACAGAAGAAGUUGCUUCAGAUAUAUCUGAUACUGUGAAUGUUUGAACAUAUCUGUGGCCUUCAUCUCCCCUUCUGGCCUGUUACCUCAUCAGAAGCAGUGACUCUGCCAGGCUUCCCCAACCUCCCAUCUCAGGAGACCAAAACUCACGGAAAAAUAAGCACUUUUGGCCAAAAGUUCUAAUGGAACAUUUUAAUGGUGGUUUGGGGAGGGAAAGUUAAUAAGGUUUUAAAAAUAAGGUCUUUUAGUUCUGGAAGUGUGUACUUCACACAGGGGAAUGUGGAGUUUACCUCAGUUGGAUCCUGCUAAGGAAUAUUUCCAGGUGGCUGUGCCUCUUUCUCUUCCAGCAUGGUAACAGAAAUGGCUCAGAGAGGUCAUGUUCUUUGACCUUUCUUCUCUGCAUGAAGACACCCUCCUGGAGCAAGGGUGUUACAGGCUUAGGAGCCACCCUCCCACAGGACACCACACAAAGGCCCCUGGUCUGCUCAUUCCCACUCACCACCUGAGGUCUGCUGGGUUCUGUAGGCUUGAUUCUGUGGUGGGUUUUGGAUUUUUUUUUUUUUUUUUUCUUUUUGGUCUUGGUUUUGAAAAUGAGGCCUGAUGUCCCUAAUUCCUGGUAGGGAUUUGGAGGCAUUUUUAUUCAGUAGGGCUUCUCUGUAUCUUCUGGCUUGCUUCCUACAAACAGAUCUGCCUGGAAGCUUCUCAGAAUCCUAAGUCUAGGCCAGAAGUGAACUUCAUGAGAUUAGACAGGGGGUCACUGACAGCGAUUGCCGGGGGGCUGAAGGGCAGUGAGCAUGAGAGAAGUCUAAAAGUCAGCAGUGCAGUGUCUCUACUAGCUGAGUUUUUAGACAAACUCAGCUAGUUUGAACUGAUUUCAAGUGUGUGCAUUUUCCUUUUAGUUCUCAUGUGAGACUGUUAACCAGGGACCCCUCUCUCAGGAGGGACAGGAGAGCACUGGUGGGAUCUACCACAAGCUUGGGGGUAAAGCAGGUUGUCCUAUCUCAGGAAGAAACAGGCUGUGGCACAGGGUCUGAGGUGAUGGGCUUUCUGGGUGGGGCUCAGGCCAGGGCAAUAUUGGCAGGAGUGGUGGAAGUUAAAACUUAAGGGGGCCGGGGAUUUAGCUCAGUGGCACCACGCCUGCCUCAAAAGUGCAAGGUCCUCAGUUCGAUCCCCAGUACUGCAAAAAAACCCCACAAAACUCUAGGUCCUGCAGGGGAUGUAGAUCAGGGGCACCAUGGCUGUCUCACAAGUGCAGGGUCCUAAGUUCAAUCCCCAGUACCAAAAAGCAAAACAAAAUGAAAAACCUGUAAGUCCCAUUCAACAAGCACAUAAUGGAGCUUGCUUCCCAGGGCCAGCUGUCCUGCUAACCAAGCUAUGGGACUCACAAAGCUGAACCUGUGGGAUGAAGGGAAUGAGGGAAGAGGACACACCAUGUCUAUUUAGAACCCUGAGGACUCUGCUAUCUGGAUCUGUGUUGGAGCUCUCAUAGCACAGGACCCAGACCUGCAGGCAUAAACCUUCCUUGGCUCUGCCACCAGCUCACUCCUCCUCUCCACCUCCUUUGUCUGCAAUUGGACUAGAACUCUAAUUUCCUUCCAAGCCUCUUCCACCUUCCUCUCUCUGAAACAGAUCUAGGGAUUUGGCAAUUGUUUUGAUUUUAUUCUUUCUGCAGUUGCGUGCAUGUGUGUGUGUGUGAAGAAAAACAGGCUCUGUUCAGGUAGAAAUGGUGAAGGUAGAGAAGGGGGUUACACUCCCGGGGUCAGAGACUUGGGUGCAGUUUUCCUAAAGUGACUCAGACACACCACAGUAACAACUCUCACUGCAAAUUUUAUUUUUACUUUAGAAAUAAAAAUUUCCUUCAAACCACAUGAGAUCUCUGCCACCCACCCACAAAGCAAGACCUACAUUCAUAAGCCAAGGGCUUAGGGAGCCUAAAUGCAGGGACCAUCAGGCACCUUCACCACACCUCCCCCAGGCCUGUAUUCUGGGGGACACAGAGCAGUGGGGGGGGGGUGUGAAAAGCCCACCAUCACCCUGGGAAAGGGAGUCAGAGCUACGGCCUGACCAGCACCCCUUGGUGUUCACAGGAAAUCUUUGCCCAGGAUCUCAGCCCCAGGCUGCUCAUUUUUAGAAAUCUCUCAAAUGUAUUAUUUUGAUGGCAAAAAUGAAGGAGCUUUGUAAAUUUUUUAAAAAUUAUGAAUCAUACAAAGUAGUUUACAUUUCUCGACAAAAUAGGAACUAUUGCAGCAGAAUCAAAUUGGCAAAAUCCUUAGAUUAAAUAGGCAAUAAUUAGGUCUGCUGUUUUGGCCUUUUGUAGUAAGAAGUGGUUGUAGUGUUUAGAUACGUGUUUGGUCUUGGCUUCUUGUAUUGCAUUUUCCAAUAAACUUAAAAAAAAAACCUGA